AUGCCUGUCAUUUGGUGGGAUCAUAACUUUUGGACAGUACAGGGACUAGGGGGAUUAAAUUUCUGUACAUCAAUUGGGGUGAAGAGAAUGGGAGAGCUUGACAAGAAACCAUUUCAAACUUCAUGCAAGAGACAAUAUUCUAUAAAAGAAGCAGAUAACAAGGCAGCAACACUUUAUUCUCAGUGGAAUGGCUACCUGAGGGAUCCAAAUUGGUAUCCAUUCACAACUAGCAUGGAUUCUUGUGGAAAUUCUAAGGUGACUCUCAAUGAAGAAGAUGAAAAAUUAAAACAGUUAAAGAUCAGCAGUCUUGAUGGUGAAAUAUACAAGGCUGUGACAACUGCCUUGGUGGAAUUGAAUACCUAUAAUACCAAUGGUAGGAGUAGGACUGCUAUAGCAGAAUUAUGGAAUUUUAAACAAGGGAGGAAGGCAUCAUUGAAAGAGGGAAUAUCAUAUGUACUGAAUCAAUUGGAACUGCUGAGAAAGAGGGUUGGUAGAAUGUUGUCAGAGAAAAAGCAGCUUGAUGUGAAGAAGAGAAACCUGGAUGACGGGAUUAAUGAAAUUCAAAAGAAAUUAGAGGAGAAGGACGCUGAGUUGAAAGAUUUGAAAGCUGAGUUGGAAUAUUCACUAGAGCUCAACUCUACACUAUCUGUCAAAGAUCGUGAAAGUAAUGAUGAACUGCAGGGUGCUCACAAGGAGUUAAUCAAAGAACUGGUGGAUGACGGUUUUAUUGGUGUAAAGAGAAUGGGAGAGCUUGACAUCACACCUUUUACAACUGCGUGCAAGAGAGAACAUUCUAUGCUUGAACCAGUGGUGUGGCAGGAUUAUCUUAGUGAUCCAAACUGGCAUCCAUUUAAAGCAAUCGAGGAUGAAUUUGGAAACCGAAAGGAAAUUCUUGAUGUAGAAGAUGAAAAGUUAAAAGAGUAUAAAGUGCGACGAUGGAGUGUACAAGGCAGUUGUCACUGCCUUGAUGGAAUUGAACGAGUACAAUCCGAGUGGUAUAAAGACAGUUGGGAGGCUCCUGGCAGCAACUUACCUCUUUCAGGUUCUAGUGCUUUUCAAUUUGAUAUGUUGGCUGUUGGUCAUGCUAGAGGUCUUUUUAUUUAG
This is a messenger RNA of Fragaria vesca subsp. vesca, 1104 nucleotides long. RefSeq lists its product as uncharacterized. The coding region runs from base 1 to 1104 and encodes 367 amino acids. The transcript is spliced from 6 exons. Lineage: Eukaryota; Viridiplantae; Streptophyta; Magnoliopsida; Rosales; Rosaceae. Gene Ontology annotation, biological process: gene silencing by siRNA-directed DNA methylation. The record is from RefSeq and is a predicted model, not a curated record.